Salvelinus sp. IW2-2015 is the source of this 2348-nucleotide messenger RNA. RefSeq names its product peroxisome proliferator-activated receptor gamma. NCBI's taxonomy places the organism in Eukaryota, Metazoa, Chordata, Actinopteri, Salmoniformes, Salmonidae. Gene Ontology annotation, cellular component: nucleus. Gene Ontology annotation, biological process: cell differentiation; negative regulation of cholesterol storage; fatty acid metabolic process. The record is from RefSeq and is a predicted model, not a curated record. Gene Ontology annotation, molecular function: nuclear receptor activity; zinc ion binding; RNA polymerase II cis-regulatory region sequence-specific DNA binding.
UUUACCCAGCCCAGAACAGAAGCCAAUCAUUUAACCACAGCCCAGACAGAAGCCACUCAUUAACCGCAGCCCAAGACAGAAGCCACUCAUUUAACCACAGCCCAGACAGAAGCCACUCAUUUAACCCCAGCCCAGACGAGAAGCCACUCAUUUAACCACAGCCCAGACCAGAAGCCACUCAUUUAACACACCCAGACAGAAGCCACUCAUUUAACCACAGCCCAGACAGAAGCCACUCAUUUAACCACAGCCCAGACAGAAGCCACUCAUUUAACGCAGCCCAAACAGAAGCCACUCAUUUAACCACAGCCCAACAGAAGCCACUCAUUUAACCACAGCCCAGACAGAAGCCACUCAUACAACUACACAUACAGCAUGUAUCAACGUUCAGUAAACGAUAAGCCCUUAUCGCCUUCUCAGUCCAGCGACUGUAGCAUUGUCAGCCUGUCCAGACCCCGGCCUCACUCCAAUCCCCCUACUUACACAGACGCCAGCUCUCUGCUCAAUAUUGACUGUAGAGUGUGUGGGGACAAGGCCUCAGGCUUCCACUAUGGCGUCCAUGCCUGUGAGGGCUGCAAGGGAUUCUUCCGCAGAACCUUGCGGUUAAAACUGGUGUAUGACCACUGUGAUCUGCACUGUCGGAUUCACAAAAAGAGCCGGAAUAAGUGCCAGUACUGUCGCUUUCAGAAAUGUCUGCUUGUGGGCAUGUCACAUGAUGCCAUCCGCUUCGGCCGGAUGCCCCAGGUGGAGAGAGAGAAGCUGCAGGCUGAGUUUAUGGAUGUGGACCCCAGGAACCCAGAGUCAACGGACCUGAGAGCCCUGUCCAGACAGCUGUGUUUGUCCUACCACAGACACUUUCCCCUGACCAAGAGCAAGGCCAAGGCCAUCCUCUCUGGAAAGACCCACGGAAACUCACCGUUUGUCAUCCAUGACAUGAAGUCUCUGACGGCGGGUCAGUACUUUAUAAACUGUAGACAGCUCCCGGUACUGGAGCGCCAGAGGUCCGUCCUGCCCCCUGAGGAGCCUGCUGGGGAGCUGGAGCUCUCCGUCUUCCGCCGCCUCCAGUUCCGCUCCGCCGAGGCCGUACAAGAGGUCACAGAGUUCGCCAAGAGCAUCCCUGGGUUCACAGAGCUGGACAUGAACGACCAGGUGAUCCUGCUGAAGUACGGGGUCAUCGAGGUCAUGACGACCAUGCUGGCGCCGCUCAUGAACAAGGACGGCACACUGUUUGCCUACGGACAGAUCUUCAUGACCCGGGAGUUCCUCAAGAGCCUGAGGAAGCCCUUCUGUGAGAUGAUGGAGCCCAAGUUUGAGUUUGCGGUAAAGUUCAACGUGCUGGAGCUGGACGAUAGUGAUAUGGCGCUCUUCUUCGCCGUCAUCAUCCUCAGUGGAGACCGUCCAGGCCUGGUGAACGUGAAGCCCAUUGAGGACCUCCAGGAGACAGUGCUGCUGGCCCUGGAGCUGCAGUUGAAGACCAUCCACCCAGACUGCCCCCAGCUGUUCGCCAAGCUCCUGCAGAAGAUGACCGACCUGCGGCAGCUGGUGGCCAACCACGUCCGCCUCAUCCACCUGCUCAAGAAGCAGGAGCUGCAGAUGUGUCUGCACCCACUACUGCAGGAGAUCAUGAGAGACCUGUACUAAAGUAGUGGGGGACUCAGUUUAACAGCUAUGAAGAAAAGAAGACUGCCCACUGUGAUAUAUACAGUAGUACAGUACUAUCCCAAUUGUGAUUCCUAUAACAAUGUGUAGACCCUUAUAGAUCUUUAACUAGCCUGGUCCUAGACCUGUUUGUGCUUUAGUCCACUCGUCUGUGGCUUGUAUGUCAUAACAACAAUAGUCACCGAGACCAGGCUAUUCUUCAUCAGGUUCUCAAUGAAACCGAAUGUCUGACUUCAGAAGUGACCUCCAUGACAAGACGCGCGCUGCCGCUCCGCUGAACCCUGUUUGAUAUUCAGUAAGGGGAAAGAUUGGUUUCUCGGAAGGGUCUUUGAACUGUACCACAUUGUGAAUUAUUCAUUACAGAGCUUCUCACCAUCUCGUUGUUGUCGCAGCUAUUCAGUCUUCUGCUGUGUUUUUUAGUUAAAGGGAUGAAAGGAGAAAUGCUUUUAAUUGCAGGGCAUUCAUUGGAGCAUUCUACAAUAAACUAAAGCCUGGCUAAAGGUGUAAUAUAUUGUGAAAACAAUGUGUUAUCUUAAUACAUUUAGUUAAUGAUACAUAUUUGUAAUAAUAACUUUAUUUGUAUAGCUCUAUAUCAUAAAAUAAUGAAAUCAAAGUACUAAAAAAGAAACAGACGGAAGGAAGGAGAAUGAAAAAAUAUAGCUAAUUAAAAUCAUUUGUCAUAUACAGUA